AUGAGCCAGCCUCCCACUUACGCCAACACCAGCUGCCAACUCCCCAACCCAGGAGAAGCCAGUACCUGCCACCCUCCCAACACUACCAACAGCAUCAGCCAACCCGAAAGCAUCUGUCAAGCUUCCAACCCGGACAACACCAGCCAACAGCAUAUGCCAACCUCCCUCCAGCUGACACCGGCCAUCCCUCCACCCCAGCCAACAGCACCUGCCAACCCCCCAACCAGGCCAACACCAACCCAACCUCCAACUCCGCCAAAAAUGAUAUCCCAACCUCCCCGACCCAUCCAACCUGCCCUCCACUCCAGCCAACAACAGCUGCCACCCUUCCAGCCAACAACAGCUGCCACCCUCAACCAGCCAACCAGCCAAGCCAGCAGCACAGCCAGCCACCAGCCAGCAGCCACAGCCCAGCCAGCAGGAGCCAGCAGGAGCAGCCAGCAGGAGCAGCCAGCCAGCCAGCAGCAGCCAACCCCAGCCAGCCAGCAGGAGCAGCCAGCAGGAGCAGCCAGCAGCAUUCCAACGGCAUCCGAUAAUUACAACCGCAAUAAAUCGGGCCUGACGUCUCACCUUGCUCCCCCUAGCCAACUCCUUCUCCUUUAUUACUCUCGGAACCACUUAGCGUCGAACGAAAUUAAAUCGAGAAGCAUAUAUAAGGGAGAGUUUACGAGUCCCUCAAAGAAGCUGGAGAGGCGCACGCAACGAGAGUAUCGCGCCCCGGUCCUGGACGUGGCCCGACGGAGCCCCUUGCCGUUCUCAGGAGGCCGUUGCUCUGCACGUACGCGCACGUACACACGCCCAUGGGGACUGCGCAUGCACGGAGGGCGUCUGGAGGGGUUUCGGAUGCGUAAUUGCAUAUUAAACUGUGUUUCUGUGUUGACAUGUGAGUGGGACAAACAGACGGGUAAACAGAUGAAUCAGGUAUGA
This is a messenger RNA of Penaeus vannamei (Pacific white shrimp), 927 nucleotides long. The record is from RefSeq and is a predicted model, not a curated record. NCBI's taxonomy places the organism in Eukaryota, Metazoa, Arthropoda, Malacostraca, Decapoda, Penaeidae.